CACCCUCCGGACCAAGAGCGCCCACCCUCCCGCUUCUCCCCGACCGUACGGCCGCACCUGACCGCGCUCCCUGCCCCGCAAUGCAUACCGGAAGCAUACCACACUAGCCGGCAGUAUCACCUCCAUCAGCACCAAGAGCUAGCUAGCCAGCCAGGGAACACAAGGCGCAUUCGCCGCUUAGCUAGGGAUGUCGUCGUGCCUCGCGCCGCAGUUCAAGUGGCCCCCUUCCACCCGCGCGGCGGUGCCGAGGGAGCCCGGCGCCGGCGGCUGCGCGGCAGGCGGAAGCUGCCGGCCAGGGAGGGUCCAGUGCGCGCUGUCCUCCGCAGCCGUCGUCGAGGCGGAGCGCAUGGAGUCCUUAGCCGCAGGAGCGAGGCGCCUGGCGUACGGCGGAGCCGUCGACGUCGGGCCUCCUCCCCCUUCGGAUAGCACCAGCCUCCCGGGGGGCUUCGGGGAGGCGCUUCUCAACCAAGAGGCCGUGGUGACGGCCGCGGCCGCGGAGGCCGUGGCUUUAGCGCGAGCAGCCGCGGAGGUCGCCCGAGAAGUUGCCCGGAUGGUGCAGACCGACCACCGUCCAGACGUCGGCGACAGCCAUGACCUGGUGGAGGACAGCUACUUAACAAGAGAGGUCCUUCGCACCGAGGUGCGGCCGGGGUCUCGGUAUGCCCAAGCCCGUUUGCUGGACGACGCGGGGUUUGUCAGCAUCUUCAGCGACGAAUCCGAGUCGGACGACGACGAGCAGGGCGCCCGGGGCGUGGCUGUCAAGUCGGCACGUCAGCCCGAGAGAAGAGCUCGGAGAGUGAGGGCGGCGAUGAAGGCGGCUAAAUCUUUCAGUGAUCGGAGGCCCGUGACGGCCUCCUCGAGGAAGAGGGUCAAGGGUUGCCGGAAUUCUCUGGGCUGCUUCUACAAGAUGUCCGGACGGAAGCUUCUGACAGCGAAGCAAGAAGUUGAGCUAUCAGAAGGCAUUCAGGAUCUCCUGAAGUUGGAGGCUACCCAAAAGGAGGUUGCACACUACAACGGUGGUGAACCAACCUUCGGUCAGUGGGCAGCAGCAGUUGGCACUGAUGAGAACACUUUGAGGAAACGUCUCAGCCAUGGAAUUUACUGCAAAAACAUGAUGGUCAAAUCAAAUGUGCGACUAGUAAUCUCAAUUGCCAAAGAGUUUGAAGGCCCUGGGACAGAGUUUUCUGAUCUUAUCCAGGAAGGGAUUCAGGGCCUUAUAAGGGGCGCUGAAAAGUUUGAUGCCUCAAAGGGUUUUAGGUUCUCUACGUAUUCUCACUGGUGGAUCAAGCAAGCUAUACGCAAGUCGGUUCUAGAACAAACCCAAAUAAUUCGCUUGCCAGCGCACAUGGCGGAAGCAAGUUCCCGAGUGAAAGAAUGCCGACGACGACUCCGACGGCAGCUGAAUAGGCUACCGACAAAUGAAGAAAUCGCAUUGGACACCGGCAUGACAGCCAGACGGGUGGAAGCAGCAAUGUGCCUCCCAAGGUACAGCGUAUCUCUCACUGGCAAAGUCGGGUGCACGGACGUGACAUACCAGGAGAUCACGGCGGACAAGAGCACGGAGACGGCGGAGGAGACGCUGCACAGAUUGUUCAUGAAGAAAGACGUGGACAAGGCGCUGGACAGCCUGACCCCUCGGGAGAGGGAGGUGAUCAGGUACAGGUUCGGGAUGGAUGACGGCAAAGCGAGGACCCUGCACGACAUCGGGCAGCUGAUGGGGGUGAGCAGGGAGAGGAUCCGGCAGAUCGAGAUGGCCGCCUUCCGCAAGCUCAGGAGCAAGAAGAAGGUGACGUCGCUACAGCACUACCUGGAGCCGGCAGAGAGCUGGUAGCUAUAGCUAUAGCCGGCCGUGUUAUGAGUACGUACUACGUCCUUAGCAACGCACGGCCUUUGCUUGCUGGCUGCCGAGUUAGGACUGGAUUGCCUGCCGUAUUUUUGAAGGAUUAACGACAACAUAUACGAUUCACUCUCGAGCCUCUUGUACUAUAAAUUGUGUAAAUGAACGAAACAAUCUUAGUAGUCCGUUUCACAAGAUCGGCUUAUGUGUAUCUAUGCUUUUGCCACGGAUAAAAGUUGCAUCAGUCACGUGCUUUUGUA
Messenger RNA from Triticum dicoccoides, 2097 nucleotides. Its product is annotated as RNA polymerase sigma factor sigB-like. The record is from RefSeq and is a predicted model, not a curated record. Gene Ontology annotation, biological process: regulation of DNA-templated transcription; DNA-templated transcription initiation. Lineage: Eukaryota; Viridiplantae; Streptophyta; Magnoliopsida; Poales; Poaceae. The coding region runs from base 188 to 1831 and encodes 547 amino acids. The transcript has 6 exons. Gene Ontology annotation, molecular function: DNA-binding transcription factor activity.